This is a messenger RNA of Aureobasidium uvarum, 591 nucleotides long. The record is from the annotation of a GenBank genome assembly. NCBI's taxonomy places the organism in Eukaryota, Fungi, Ascomycota, Dothideomycetes, Dothideales, Saccotheciaceae.
AUGGCUUCCACCAUGGACUUCCUCAGCGCUUGCGAGAACCGCAGAACCAUCUACCAAUUGACCGACAAGAUCCCCAUCUCGGAUGCCCGUGUUGAGGAGAUUGCCAGACACAACAUUCUUCACGUCCCUAGCAGUUUCAACUCGCAGUCCACUCGCAUUGUUGUCUUGCUCAACGACGAGCACAAGCAGUUCUGGGAGUUCGUCAAGGAGGUCUUGAAGCCCCAGGUCCCCGAGGACCAGUUCCCCCAGACCGAGAAGAAGCUCGAUGGCUUCAAGGCUGGUCACGGCACUAAGCUCCAGUCUCAGUUCGCUCUCUACGCUCAGCACUUCCCCGGCUGGGCCACCCAGUCCAACGCCAUGUCCCAGUACCACCUCUGGACCGCCCUUGAGGCCGAAGGCUGUGCUUGCAACCUCCAGCACUACAACCCCAUCAAGGCACAAGGUCACUGGAACAUCCCUCAAGAGUGGGAGCUUCAGGCCCAGCUUGUGUUCGGUGGUUACGCAGAGGGUGCCCGUGAGGCCGUGGACAAGGGCGGCAAGCAGCAGCAGCCCAUCGAGGAGAGACUCUGGAUCCACGGCGCCCAGAAGUAG